CCUGCGCAUGUGCAUCGACUACCGAGCUCUUGACAAGCAGACCAUCAAGAAUAAAUAUCCGAUACCGCGAAUCGAUGACCUGCUUGACCAGCUUCGGGGAGCUACGGUAUUUUCCAAACUGGAUCUGCGGUCCGGAUACUGGCAGAUACGUAUGGCGGACAACUCUAUCCACAAAACUGCUUUCCGAACUCGGUAUGGAUCGUACGAGUAUUUGGUAAUGCUAUUCGGACUCACCAACGCACCGGCAACAUUCCAAGCCGAAAUGAACCACAUUCUACGACCACUUUUGGACGAGUGCGUAGUAGUGUACCUGGACAACAUACUCAUCUACUCGCGCGACAUGAAGCAACACGUCAAAAUCCUGCGACGCGUCUUCGAAAUUCUUCGACGAGAACGGUUCUACGUCAAACUGUCCAAGAGCGAAUUCGCCCUUGAGAAGGUCCAGUUCCUAGGGCACAUGGUGAGCGCUCAAGGAGUUCACAACGACCCCAAGAAAAUCGAAGCCGUACGUACGUGGAAGACACCCGAGAAUGUGAAGGAGUUACAGCAGUUCCUAGGCUUCGCUAAUUACUACAACAGGUUCGUGCCACAGUAUCCCAAAAUCGCAGCACCACUCACGAAUCUGCUGAAGAAGACCGUGCCCUACAAAUGGGAGCUGAAGCACCAGACAGCCGUGGAGCAGGUAAAGCAAGCACUCACGUCCGCACCAGUACUCAUCUUGCCAGAUCCCGAACGCGACUACGUCAUCAAAGCUGACGCCAGCGACCCGGCGGUGGGAGCAGUCUUGAUGCAAGACCAGGGGAAUGGACUGCAACCAAUCGCCUACCUCAGCAAGAAACUGCACGGGGCAGAACUAAACUACCCGAUACACGACAAAGUGGCCCUUGCCAUCGUCAUCGCCUUCAAAGCGUGGAGAUGUUAUCUCAAAGGACGAAGAACAACCGUCUACACCGACCACUGCAGCCUGAAAUAUUUGAAGACACAACCCAACCUUUCCCGGCGGUAGGUCCG
Messenger RNA from Closterium sp. NIES-67, 1011 nucleotides. NCBI's taxonomy places the organism in Eukaryota, Viridiplantae, Streptophyta, Zygnematophyceae, Desmidiales, Closteriaceae. The record is from the annotation of a GenBank genome assembly.